Durusdinium trenchii is the source of this 719-nucleotide messenger RNA. The record is from the annotation of a GenBank genome assembly. Lineage: Eukaryota; Dinophyceae; Suessiales; Symbiodiniaceae.
AUGAUUGCUCAAGCUGGGCUCCAGAGCAUCGGACGUGUUUGGGACUUUCGGAAAAUGGCGAGUCCUUCGGGUGUGACCAAUGCGAUCAGAGUCACAGCAUGCUUGUUUGAAGGCCAAGAGUUGGCGGAGGUUGGGAUUGAAGAGAUGAAGGCUCUUAACCUUGCGAAUGCUGAAAUGCCAGCAGAUGUCCUUCGAACAACAUCAGUGAACCGGUCCGACAUGCGAGGGACCGACUAUGUUGGUUUGAGCCUGGUGGCAUUGAGAGCCAAGAUCGACCAAUUGGAAGAGCUGAUGCCAAUGCUGGCCUCAGGGGGCCAUCUCUAUGCAUGGUCCUAUUUCGAGAAGGUCAGCCAGCUUGCGGCCCGAGGGCCUGACGAGUCUCGGUCUGAGACUGAGAUGGGUGAUCCUUGUCCAGCAGUGGCUGGUGAGAUUAAGUUGGAAACAGUCCUUGACACCCUCCUAUGGGCUGUGAACAAGUUCGGAGGCUUGUCGAAUGCUUUGAAGCAAGUUUCCGAGUUUAAUGCCAAUAUGGAUAAGAGACGUGCAGACCUUGAUGAGAAAUUGCAGAAGCAAUAUGACGCUGGGAGCGGAAAGCAGUCGAUUGCUAGCGUGAAGGAGUCCAUCAUAGUGCUGGGGAAGUUGGUCACUGACAUGAGUGAAGUUUCCCGCCAGGCUACAUCUCUGGAAUCUUUGAAUGCGAACGCCAAGGAGACGAAUCA